This is a messenger RNA of Naegleria lovaniensis, 600 nucleotides long. RefSeq lists its product as uncharacterized. Bases 1 to 600 code for a protein of 199 amino acids. The record is from RefSeq and is a predicted model, not a curated record. The transcript is spliced from 3 exons. Lineage: Eukaryota; Heterolobosea; Eutetramitea; Acrasida; Naegleriidae.
AUGUUGAGAAGCAAUCUCCCCAACAACAGCACCAUGAACACAUCGAAAGCCACAAUAAAUAACGAUGAUUUAUCGGAGAAUGCACAAGAAACAUGCAUCAACGACGGACAAGUGCCGAUAGAAACCAAAGAGGCCCAAAUUGGAAGAGUGAGGGCAACCUUUGGAAUACUGGACUGCAAUAAAGACAAAAAAUUGGAUUCGAGUGAUUUGUUGAAGGUUUUAAGGAAAUUACGAGCUCCAAAGGAAUAUUUAGACAAUGUUGACAUGAUGAUCUGGGAAGUGUGUGACAACAAUUCGAAAAACUUUCUAAUGGUCAGCGAUCUUGAAGAAAUUGUACAGCGAGUAAAGGAAGAAAAGAAAACAUCUUUCAUCCCAGAUCGUCUUGUCAAUAUUGUAGACUUUGUUAGCAAGGACAGAAAGCUGACGGGCUAUAUUACUGCAAGUCAAUGCAUUCUAUUACUACAUAAUAGAUUUGGGGACAAUUUGAAAAGCGUAAAAUUAAGAAACCUUUUCAUUAACUCUAGAACUGGAGAAGGAAAUUCAAAGAUAUCAUUUAAGGAAUUUUUGUCCCAAAUUAACAUUAGGAAGAGCUUAAAGUAA